Messenger RNA from Mesorhabditis spiculigera, 1017 nucleotides. The record is from the annotation of a GenBank genome assembly. NCBI's taxonomy places the organism in Eukaryota, Metazoa, Nematoda, Chromadorea, Rhabditida, Rhabditidae.
AUGUUCGUCGAAAGUGGGCAAGAACUUGUUGGAUUCGGCGAAGAUAGGCUGCAAUCUUUGGGACUGAAACAUCGCUCUAAAGUGAUUGUGAAGCAUUCCUUACUUUCGCAAUGGGUUACUUUUUGCGAAUGCUAUGACUCCGCUCAAAAGUCGAAACAACAACAUCGAAUCAAAUCUGAUGUCGAUGCGGCGCUACAACUACUGAAGUUGCUACAACCGGCCAAUUUCUUCGUCUGUUAUUCACGCUUCGAUACGACAGUCCGCGUCUUCUCCGAUGAAUUCGCUGAUUUUUUGGACCAAAGCAACAAAUACAUCGAAUAUGCGGCUGGGGGUUAUUUUUCGAAAUUCUUCAACGACAGCCCAGAGCAUCCUCAAAUCGAAAUAAAGUGCAAGCCGAAAGAGAACGCUGGAGCACAGGGCGGACUCAUCUGCGAAGUGCUAAAAAGAGAAGUCACUCUCGGGAAGUUCCAUGUUAAGACCCAUUUUGACACCGCAAUUCGCUCUUCAAAUCAUACGAGUCCUGACCUUCGCGAGCUAUUCGUCUACCGAUUGCUAGAAGCGAUAAAGAUUGGGCCGGAAGUGCAUUUUAUACCAAAUACUCAUUAUUCCACAUUUGCUCUCUACAUCGCGACAAAAGACGUUAUUGGUUUCAAACAAGCGCACGAGGCCCGUUCUGUAAUCAGCGGUGAAUGCAAACUCCAACUGGAACUUCUACCCAAUUAUGGGCUGGACGGUGAUAAGAAUCUCUGCAUCGUCGAUUUCCAGGUGGAUCAUCAUACGAAGAGCGCUGACGUAAAGGAAUAUUUAUAUGCAGACAAGGAGGAGCGUAUCCGAGUGGGGAAGCUCUGUUUUACGAAUUGGAAUCUGGCGAAGAUUGUUGAGGAUGUCGACAACCGUAUUGAUGUUCAGAAGGCUUUAUUCAAGGAGAAGCGCAUCUCGUUUUUGCCAAGCAAAAACUACAACGAAUAUCUUUCUCAAGUUAAAAAAAAUAUCACGAUGUUUGGUGAGGUAUUUGUG